Molecule: messenger RNA, 3298 nt
Organism: Neoarius graeffei (lesser salmon catfish)
Lineage: Eukaryota; Metazoa; Chordata; Actinopteri; Siluriformes; Ariidae
Product: rho guanine nucleotide exchange factor 26-like
Exons: 15
Coding region: 241-2958 (905 amino acids)
Biological process (GO): activation of GTPase activity
Molecular function (GO): guanyl-nucleotide exchange factor activity; protein binding
Source: RefSeq, a predicted model, not a curated record
UGCGGUCGCAGGUCGCGCGCACGAGUCGCGUGCACGAGGAUCCGCCAGAGGUGCGCGCGAGGAGGAUGUGGAGUAAACCCAGUGGAGUCACUGGCUGAACUGGGAAUAAAACCAUUAACACCAUUAUCACACACACAGGGCAUUAUUUCAUUAUUACCGGAGCCGCGCUGGAACAGGAGCAUGAGCUGAACGGGUCCUGCUUUCAGAAAGUGCACUCCUAAAGAUCACCGUGACCUUGCUAUGGAUAGCAACGAGGUCGAGCUUUCCAAUAACAACAACAACAACGGCAUCAUUGCGCCUCUGUGGAAAAAGCGUACAACGGACCAGAUCUCGAAUGGCAACCCGAAGCCCAAGCCAAGACCUUUGAGUUGUCAGACUGAUGGUGUCCUUAUGACCGAUUUUCCCGUGGAAGACAAGUCCUCUUUCACCCUCACACAACCUGCAGAGACAGUCACCACUCCACAAGGCGCCAUGGUGAUCAAGCAUGUUUUGAACAAACCUACUCGUAAGACUCGUGUUGUAAGGAGCAUUAGUAUUGGGCAUAUAUCCAACGGACGCUUUUCUCUGGCUAAGUUCAGAUCAGAGAAUAACAGUGACAAUGUGGACAAUAAGCAGGUGCCGAAAACUACCCUGUCUACAAAAACUGCAAAUGAUUUGAGCAAAAAGGAGACAAAAAGAGAUGAUGAUCCUCUGAAGCGCCUGUCCAACCCAUUUACCCUCAUCUCCCAGAUGGAGCAGAUUGUUUUUGGGGGCUCGUCCCCAAUAACAGGUAGGCGAACCCCACAGAAGUCUAGCUCUCCCUCCCAGAAUUCCCCUCAGCAGCUCUCUUCUCCAGUCACUCUUCAAUCUUCUUCAUCUCAUACCUCCAUAUCCAGUACUCCCUCCCUUUCUUCUUGCACUUCUUCCUCCUCAUCCACUCCCAGCACACCAUCCGAGCCCUUUACCCCUCAAUCUCUGUCUCCAUCUGAAAAUGGCACAGGAACUCCAUUUUCACGCCAGUCCUCAAACACCUCCCAGGGAUCGGAAGUCAAGUCACCCCUACCCCGCGUAGCCCUCAGUACGCGCAGCCCUGCCGCGUUAAAGAUGGGCACCCAGCAGCUCAUUCCUCACAACCUGGCAUCUGAAACGCGACCAAGCAAAAUCAGCCAAUCUGGGGGGCUGUUAGGCCCUUCCAUACGUUCCCUCCGUGCCCGCAGCAUGGUGGAGAGUGGCUCCUUCUUCUCCACUAGUAAGAAUGUUGAAGAGGCGGAUGGUGAGGAUGCGCCCGGGGUGUUCAGGAGGGGCCUGAGGUCCACGUCAUACCGCCGGGCUGUGGUGAGCGGUGUAGACCUGGAAGUCCCUUCUUCUAACCUCCUAAAAGGUGUUGAAGAGGUGAAAGAAGGAUGUAGGAGUCCACGACCUACCAAAAACACGAGUGGAGAGAAGAAGAAGAAGCUACAGUCCCAGAGGACAUUUGACAGUGAAGAAGAUGAGGUUCUGUAUCAGAACUACCAGGAGAAGGCACUGCACGAUGAUUCGGAUGAGGAUGCUGAAUCUCGAGAGCCCAAAGCGGACCAGCGCAUCGUGGUGCAAUACAAACCCAUCCGGACGUCCUGGAGUCAGCUCAGUGUGGUGAAAAAAAGUGGAGCUUGCGAAAGGCUGAGCCAGGAGGAACGCAAAAGACAAGAGGCGAUAUUCGAGGUGAUCUCAUCAGAGCACAGCUACCUACACAGCCUCAUGAUCCUCAUCCGCUUGUUCAAGAACUCGCCAGAACUCAGAGACACCAUGACCAAGACGGACCACCACCACCUCUUCUCCAACAUCGUGGACGUGUGUGAGGCCAGUAAAAAGUUUUUUAAAGAACUCGAGGAUAAACACCAGCAGAAUAUCAUCAUCGAUGACAUCAGCGAUAUUGUGAUCGGACACGCCCAGGCAAACUUCGAACCCUAUGUGACAUACUGCUCGAAUGAAGUGUACCAGCAGAGAACAUUCCAGAGACUAGCAAAUAAGAGCCCGACCUUUAAGGAGGUUCUGUCCCGGAUUGAAGCUCACCCGGACUGCCGAAACCUUCCCAUGAUCUCUUUCCUGAUUCUGCCCAUGCAAAGAGUCACCAGACUUCCUUUGCUUAUGGAUACUAUUUGUCAGAAAACACCUAAAGACUCUCCUCAGUAUGAAACGUGCAAGAAAGCUCUUCAUUCUGUCAGCAAGCUUGUACGGAAGUGUAAUGAAGGUGCUCGUACGAUGGAAAGAACUGAAAUGAUGUACACCAUCAACUCUCAGCUGGAGUUUAAGAUUAAGCCGUUCCCACUGGUGUCGUCCUCCCGCUGGAUGGUGAAGCGCGGUGAGCUCACGGCCUACGUGGAAGAGAGCGGGAUCUUCUCUAAGAAGACGACACGGCAUCAGGUCUACUUCUUCCUCUUCAACGACGUCCUCAUCAUCACCCGCAAGAAGAGUGAAGAGAGUUAUACGGUGAUAGACUACGCCCUGAGGGAUCAGAUCUGGGUGGGGCCAUGCCAGCCGGAGGAUCUGUGCAUCUCGCCAACACGCACCACCGCAGGCAUGCUGACAUCACGGCAGGGCGGAGCCAGUCACCUGUUCCGCCUCAGCUUCUGCAGCAAGCACUCAGGAGACAAAGUGCCCAUGAUCCUGGGGGUGGAGCUUCUUAAUGAGCGUGCUCGCUGGAUCAGCGCACUGGGACGCACCAACAACGAGAAGAACGCAGACAGAACAAAUUCCAUGCAGGUGGAGGUGAAGCGUACGUACACGGCUCGGCAGCCUGAUGAACUCUCGCUGCAGGUUGCAGACGUUGUAAUCGUCUCACAGACGGUGGAUGACGGUUGGUACGAGGGCGAGCGAUUACGAGACGGAGAGAGAGGCUGGUUCCUCGCCGAGUGUACUCAGCCGAUCACGUGCCAGGCCACCAUUGAGAAGAACAUGCAGAGGAUGAACCGCCUGCAGGGCCUGGAGACCAACGUCUGAGCAGGAUUCGAGACCAUAAACAUCUCACACACACACACACAGAGAGAAAGAGCACGCUGGCCUGAGGAGCAGCGCCGUUACCGGGACAUCGUGUAGCUCCUCAUAGGAUCGAGCGCAGACUUGUAAUAAAAUCUCACCAGGACUGGAAACCGGUUCUUGGAAGAACUGAGACAUGGAUAAACUAAUCCAGUUCCAGGAGGAACGCUUAAAGUCUAGCAUGGGGGUGUCAGACAUACCAUACUGCCCAGGAUCUGGUCUGAUCACGGGACUAAAUCUGGCACACUGAUGUACCGAAUUUACUUCGUGAACUGUAACUGAAAUAAAAGAUUGAAAAGAAGAA